Messenger RNA from Diabrotica balteata, 714 nucleotides. The record is from the annotation of a GenBank genome assembly. Lineage: Eukaryota; Metazoa; Arthropoda; Insecta; Coleoptera; Chrysomelidae.
AUGAUCCAACAAAUAGAUGAGUCCCACUACAUCGCCGUUUUGGUAACCAAAACCAAAAUCCAAAUGAACUGUACCAACACAGACCUUCAAUUAAUUUCUGGAAAUUAUCUCAUCACAGUUCCUUUCCAAUGCCAGUUUAAAACAGAAGAUCAAACAUUUAGCAACAAUCGCCUUAUUUCUGAAAGUCAACCAUUAUUACUUCCAAAUAUAGUUAUUCCUUAUCCUGAUCAAGAAGAGAUUCCCGAAGUCCAUAUCGAAGAUGUCCAACUGGACAAGAUUCACUUAGUUAAGAAGAAACAAGAAGAAAUUAAAUCAUUGAUACUUAAAAACCCAAAAGUUACUACUCCUUUUAAUUUUUGGAACAUAUCGAUAAUAUUACUGAUUAUAAUAAUUUUUGCAUAUUUUGCGUUUGAAUAUCAAUGUACAUUGGAAGGUAUAAAAUGUCUAAAUGAAUACUAUAACGAAAUAUCUGUACUUAAAGCAUCUUGGUCAAAUAGAACUGGACUAGUAUGCGGAUGUUUACCCAGUUGCAAUGAAAUUGAAUUAUCAGUUAUAAGAGACGACAAAGUGGGAAUCAUCAAUGAUUUUGCUGUUGUGGAAUUGACCCUAGAAAGACUACCAACUGAACGAUUUAAACGGAAUGUUGUACGAGGAAAAUUGGAUUUAGUCGGUAUGAUAUUAACUAAAAUACCAUACACAUUAAUUGUUGUUUAA